AGAAUGAGAAAAAAAGUGGCGCAAGUUUAGAGGUAAACUGGUUACAAAUGAUCCCCACCUGAGUAUGUACAACAUACAAUAUACACACUCACACCGAGUGAGUUUUGGUAUUCAUGACUACGUUCUCUUCAUCCACAAGUCAGUAGUAUUUCACCGCUCACUGAGAUAUGUAGAACACGCGAAACUUUCUUCACCGAUUUAACGCCCACGCAUUCGGACCAAAACAGAAAUCAAAAGGGAAACAAAACAAAAUACCGGAGCAUGUCCCAAACGCUGUGAGUGAGUGAACUACGAAGACACUAAUCCAAUUGCAUUUACUACACAUCUUCAAGAUGACCACAAUGAAUCAAAGCAAUGGAUCAUCCAGUUUUGAAAUUGCUCAAAGCAAUCAGGAUCUGAUAAUUUCGAAGGGCAAACGGAAAAAGCGCGUCUGGAUCGUUGCUGGCCUAAUUGUCCUUAUUGCUUGUGCGAUUGCCGUCGCAGCCUUUAUACUAUUGAAGCAGGAGGGUAAAGGAAAUACACUUGGCUUGAGCCGAAAUAUUCCAGCUAUAACGCUCGAAGAUUUUCUUGAGGGGAAACUUGGCCCCCACAGUUUCAAUGCCACAUGGAUUUCCGGGAAUGACUUAAUCUACAGGGAUCUACUUGGCAGCAUUGUGAAAUACAAUGUGGUGAAAAGAUCAAUAACCGAACUGUUACCAUCGUCGAGUAAAAUUCUCUUGACCGCGUUUGAUUACGAAAUUUCCCCGGACCAUAGAUAUCUUCUAAUUGCACAUGAUUACCAGAAACUAUAUAGACACAGUUACGUGGCCCAAUAUACGAUUGUCGAUUUGGAAACUGGAGGGACUAAUCCAGUAUUGGCUAACAAUGAGCACGUCCUGCAGUACGCCACUUGGGGACCUAUUGAGAAUUCUAUAAUCUAUGUUGCUCGCUACAAUAUCUUCUAUCGUGCUACAGCUGAACUGGAAGAUUACCGGGUUGUAACUACAGACGGUUUGCACGGUCACAUAUACAAUGGUAUUCCAGAUUGGGUUUACGAAGAAGAAGUGUUCAGUUCGAACAAGGCUGUUUGGUUCUCGCCGGAUGGGAAGAAAUUGGCGUAUGCAAAGUUCAAUGAUUCCAUUGUUCCUAUUAUGAGUAUUCCAGUUUACGGUCAACCUGGAAACUUAGAUUUCCAAUAUCCAAAAGGUGUGCAAAUUCGAUAUCCCAAGCCUGGAACGAAGAAUCCAGAUGUAUCAUUACAUGUGGUGGAUUUCACGGGAAAUAUUGAAGACAUUGAACUGGAAGCGCCUAAAAAAUUUAGCGAACCGAUUUUGGCUGCGGUUUCAUGGGCCUCUCAAGACGUCGUGUGUGCCAUCUGGAUGAACAGAAUACAGAACGAGGCGGAUAUAGUGAUCUACUACACCAACACUAAACCACCUAAAUCUGAAACGGUAAAGCAAAUUAAAGAGCCUCGCGGUUGGUUGGAGCUGUUCACGGCUCCAAAAUUCUCUAAAGACGGUGGUAGAAUGAUUCUCAUUUUAUCACAAACGCAAAGUGAUGCCGCCGGUUCCUUCAGACAUAUUACUAUGCUUCCAAGGAACGUUGAUGCUCAACCUGAAGCAAUUACAAAGGGAAACUUCGUGGUCACCGAAAUACUGUCUUGGGAUGAAGAUAACGAAAUAAUUUACUAUUUAGCUAAUACAGAACAUGAUCCUGGAAUGCAACACGUAUAUUCUAUUUCUUUGAAAACCAGAGUGGUUAAAUGCAUGAGUUGCGGUGUUAGGAAAGUGUCCGGCGCUAGAAGUGAAUGUCUUUACAAUUCAGCGAUAUUCAGUAAAGAUAAAUCGCACUACGUACUUCAAUGCUUGGGACCUGGAAUACCAGAAGUCUCAGUCUUCAACACUACAAACCAGAGAUUGGUUACUUGGGAAGAAAACGAGGAAUUGACAGAGUUAGUGAAUGAUAAAGCGAUUCCAAUUAUUAAACGUUUUUCAUUCAAUGUCGCUGGAGGAUUUAAAGCGCAAGUCAGCUUGAAGCUUCCUCCUAACAUGGAUAUGAGCGGUAGUACUAAAUAUCCAAUGCUUGUCAAUGUAUAUGGUGGUCCUGAUUCUUAUCAGAUAAUUGAAAGAUUUGGAUUAGACUGGGGAAGUUAUUUAGCGGCCAACAAGAGUAUUAUCUAUGCUUUAAUAGAUGCUAGAGGAUCGGGAUUGAAGGGUGAUAAUAUGUUGUUCUCGGUUUAUAGGCAGUUGGGUACUGUUGAGAUUAUUGAUCAGAUUAAUGUGACUAGACAAAUACAAGAAGCUUUACCUUAUGUGGAUAGCAGUAGGACGGCAAUUUGGGGUUGGAGUUAUGGAGGAUACGCUGCUGGUAUGGCGUUGGCCAAUGAUUCUGGCAAUGUUUUCAAAUGCGGCAUUUCCGUUGCCCCAGUUACAGAUUGGGCACUCUAUGAUUCCAUUUAUACUGAAAGAUUCAUGGAUAUCCCAGCAAGAAACACGAAAGGUUAUGUUAACGCACAAUUAUUGAAUAAGUACGAAGGAUUGAGGAACAAACAAUAUUACCUGGUUCAUGGAACAUUGGACGACAACGUUCAUUAUCAACAGUCUAUGCUUUGGUCAAGAGUACUCGAAGAAAGGGACAUCAUGUUCAGGCAGCAAAGUUACACCGACGAAGAUCACGGCUUGGGAUCGGUGCGACCGCAUUUAUAUCAUUCACUUGAAAAUUUCCUGGAUGAAUGUUUUGUUGUAGAAAAAUAAUUUAUUAUCUCCCAUUUCCUUUA
Molecule: messenger RNA, 2755 nt
Organism: Nicrophorus vespilloides
Lineage: Eukaryota; Metazoa; Arthropoda; Insecta; Coleoptera; Silphidae
Gene: ome
Product: venom dipeptidyl peptidase 4
Exons: 11
Coding region: 333-2732 (799 amino acids)
Biological process (GO): proteolysis
Molecular function (GO): serine-type peptidase activity; dipeptidyl-peptidase activity
Source: RefSeq, a predicted model, not a curated record